UUCCAUGUAUAACUUUCUCCGACUUUCUAGGACGUGUUUUAUGCCACUUUUUCUAUCUCAUUUUGUCCACCACACUUUUAACGUUGGGCAUGAGUGCACAAAGCAGGCUUUGCCGACACCUCCGCUAGAGACGCGCCGGGACACGACCCUGCUCGCUCUGCGCGCAUCGCGACCACAUCCCAAUCCUCAAUCAGCCCAUCUGGGGCUAAUGAAGACAGACGGCAUAAAGACCAGUGGACCCGAAGAUCCAGUGCCGGAACGUAGUUCACUCCCGUAUGCUUCCCAUGUCUCCCGUGAUCAAGCUGUGUGCCGCGACUUCACUCUGGAUUCCGGACUGCCUCCCCCGAUCCUCGACCCCUGCUUGGACACGGACCUCAUUGCUUCUCUCCAGCCCCCGACCGCUUGCCGGCCCACGGACUGCCUUCUCGCCUUGCCCCUUUGGUCUGACGAAGGAUUCAUCCAACAUACAACAAACUCUGAUGAGCCAGCUCCUCUCUGCCAGGGAAUGUCUCGUGAGUGUCGGACCCAGAUCUGUGGAACAAAACAAGCCCCGGCUGGUGACACAGCUUCCACUCCCAGUUAAUAGAGACCCAUCAAUGAUGGUCGUUUCCUGUGCACACUGGAAAUCCCGUCUCACCGGAUGUGGCUGAAGCGAGUCAUGGGCACAAGGGAGUAAGUGGGCAAGAGUUACAAAUACGCCAUUCCUAAAUGUCAGGGAAAUCUUUGCAUGCCCCAUAAUGGCUGAAUUGCACCACAUGAGUUCUGUAACUCCCUGUUAUAACUCAAUCACUGCUUGCUAAUUGUGAUUAAUAGGAUGGGGAAAUAUGUUAUUAUGUAUUAUUGCAUACCUAACUUUCUUCGUAUGUUGCAAUGUGGCCUCACUGACUUUUGCUAAGAGUUAGUU
This is a messenger RNA of Entelurus aequoreus (snake pipefish), 904 nucleotides long. RefSeq lists its product as uncharacterized. The record is from RefSeq and is a predicted model, not a curated record. Bases 5 to 583 code for a protein of 192 amino acids. The transcript is spliced from 5 exons. Lineage: Eukaryota; Metazoa; Chordata; Actinopteri; Syngnathiformes; Syngnathidae.